AUGUCAGUAGCUGGAGAAUUUCUGUUGCAGCAUAAUACUCAACCAAGAGCAGAGUCACCGGAAAGUGAAUGUGAACUUCAGAGUUCCAUCUCGACAUCUUCUAGCUGUUGCUCUUUGGGAGCCAUGGACUGCUCAGUCAACUUGUCUCCUACCAGACUCGAAAAAUACAGAACACCUCCUUCCCCUAUAUUUAGCGACCUGGAGGUAGACCCAGAUUGCAAGUGCAUGGAGACCGAGAGUCAGUUUUCCAAUGAGCAAGAUGAUUACUUGCAAUUUCUAGAACCAUUUCCAGUGCAGGCUCCUCCUUACUCUCUGCUUGCUCCUGGAGGUUGUCCAAGGUUCCCCAUCGAAGUGCCGGCCACUGCCCCUAAUGAACCUUUACCUGAAUACCUGCCAUCAAUAUAUAAGAUCGGCAUGGUUUCCCGCAAGAUUGAAUGGCUCUCUCCUUUCGAACCCUCACCUUCUAGACUGUGGAAGCUGAUAAUCCUCGAGCUCAACUCCACUCAGCUCAACUUUUACUUCGUCCCCAGUAAUUUGGAAGCACAUUUAUCCACUAUACAAAGUACCUCGUCACUGACUGGUGCCGCUUUAAAUUCUGUGGAGGAGCUGGAUGUGCUGGUCAUCAGUUCUCGCUUUACUUCGAAUUCGGACUUGCAUUUCUACAAAGGCUGUCAGCGCCUUGGCAUCUUCGAUCCUCUGAGAGCACAUUUACCAUCAUCUGCAUCAUCACUUUUUGAAGAAGAACAAAGCCCCGUUCGCUACAAAUCAUCAAAGAAAGGAGCUAGAUUGAUACGUUCUUAUUCGUUGCAGCAUGCUCAACUCGGACUAGCUGCUGACUACCUCAAGAAACCUAACGUUUUAAGAAUUAGAGUGGAAAGCGAGCAAAUACUACUUCAUUUUGGCUCUACUAAGGAGUUGGUUGAGUGGCAUUUCGCAUUAUCGAUGGGUCGUGACAUAUCGUUGGACCUUGAGGAUAGACAUAUUCCUCGCUACCGCACAGUCCCUAGACGCAGAAACAGAAAUACUCCUAUACUGGAGUCAACAUUGGCUUUUAUAGCAUCCUCCACUCCUCUGCAAUUAUCAAGGCAAGACAGUAUUGGACAAUUCUAUGAAGAUCCUGUAUCACGAGGAAGAGCCAGAUCAAACUCUCAAAAGAGUAUAGAGUCUUCAGCAAUGAAGGCAAGGUUAUCAAAUAUCAGAUCCAAGUUCCGGUCCAAUAACACUCCAGCUCCUCCCCCGUCCAAUGAUAUUAUCAAAGGUGGAAGAACCACUGUCUUCAAUGUGGGCGCAGAUAACACGCCCGAGCCUAUAUACCCUACCAAUAGAGGGUUUGUGAGGACAUCUAGUGUGGACCGUGAUGACAAUGAACUGAUUGAUGUCCAAAAUAUGAGUGAUCUCCAAGGUUCUGAUGAUGAAGAUGAAGACUACGACGAUGAUGUUGUAGCCUUUUCAUGUAGUAAUGGGUCUUCCGCAGCCGCUAAAUGGGCCCCAGACCCAGACAACAUCGUCUCGGAGAGAAAGUUCUACAGGAAUUGCUUGAGGUGUAUCAAGCCUCUCAACAUGGAUGAACUGUGGGUGAAUAAGCCUAUGGUGAAGCCAUCGUCCCUUUCACCUCUCAAUUUGUCCUUCUUGAAACAUGUGAAGUACGCCACAUCGACGACGCACAGCAGCAGUGCAAGCUUGGCAAGUUUGAGCUCAUCAUUUUCCGCUUCACUGCUCAUACAAAGUAACGCUCAGAAAAGUAGAAAGAAAAGCUUUUCCUUCAAAGAUAGCUUUAUGUACUAUUCUGAUGGAGGUUUAUCAAAAAUACCUAACCACUUUGUGAAGGAGUUUACGGUUGGAACAACUGGAUUAAUGGCCAAGGAACUUUGA
This is a messenger RNA of Meyerozyma guilliermondii ATCC 6260, 1872 nucleotides long. RefSeq lists its product as uncharacterized. The record is from RefSeq and is a predicted model, not a curated record. The transcript has a single exon. The coding region runs from base 1 to 1872 and encodes 623 amino acids. NCBI's taxonomy places the organism in Eukaryota, Fungi, Ascomycota, Pichiomycetes, Serinales, Debaryomycetaceae.